Molecule: messenger RNA, 3921 nt
Organism: Aureococcus anophagefferens
Lineage: Eukaryota; Pelagophyceae; Pelagomonadales; Pelagomonadaceae
Exons: 5
Coding region: 1-3921 (1306 amino acids)
Source: RefSeq, a predicted model, not a curated record
AUGGAUCCCGCCUCGGAGCCGAUACGCCAGGCGACGGUCUGCAGCCGGAGCGGCGCCCUCCUGCGCGAGGGCGCGUCCCUCGAGAGCGGCGUCGUGGGCAAGGCGAUCCACGGCCAGAAGUGCCUCGUCGGCGAGCUGCACGAGACGACGAGCAAGGGGCACGUCGUGCUGCGGCGCCGCGUGCUCUCGCCCGUCGAGGGCUUCGUGUCCGAGAAACUGCUCAAGUUCAGCCCGGCCGAGCGCGCGCGCGCCAAGGCGCGCGGGCGCCACGACGCCCCGCCGGACGUCGGCCGCGGCGCCGCGCUGAGCGACGGCUACGAGUCGCGGCUGCGCGAGAUCGCGCACCGCAAGCGGCGCGAGGCGCUCGUCGACCUGGAGCGGAAGCGCGAGCACGCCGUCGCCGCGGUCCGCGCGCAGGAGCGCGCGCUCCAGGACCUGUGGUCCGCCACGAUCCUCGACGACCAGCGUCGCGCCGCCGCGCGGGACCGGGACCGGCGCCAGCAGCAGCGGCGGCGCGCCGCGGAGCUCCGCGCGGCGCCGCGGACGCCGCGGGGCCGCGGCGCCGCGCGCGAGCCCCCGCGGCCGCCCGACUCCGCGCCGGCCGCGCGCGGCGCCGCGCCGCUCCGCACGCUCACGCCGACGGCGGAGCGCGCGCGCCGGUCCAAGUCCCUGCCGCCGGGCCGGCCGUCGACGCCCGCGCGGCCCGCCGAGGGGCCCGUCUCCGCGCGGCGCCGCGACCGCGAGCGGACCAACGGCCACGGCGACGUGCGCGCGCUCGACGACGCGACCUUCGACCGCUGCGUCGCGGACGACGCGACGUGGAUGGUCAACUUCUACGCGUCCUGGUGCGUCUACUGCACGCGGCUGGCCCCGGCGUGGCGAGAGCUCGCGGCCGCCGCGGGCCCCGCGGCCGCGCGCGGCGGCGCGGUCCGCGUCGGGGCCGUGGACGUCAUGGCGAACCCGAAGCUGGCGAAGCGCUUCGGGAUCCGCGGCUUCCCGACCAUCGUCCUCUUCCGCGGCGGGUCCAUGUACGAGUACGUCGGCGUGCGGUCGCCGGAGUCGCUCGUCGCCUUCGCGUGGGGCGGCUUCGAGGACCUCGCGAAGCCGCUCCCGGUGCCGCCGCCCGACGACGAGCCGGAGCAGCGGACGCCGCCGAAGGCGCCGAAGCCGUCGCCGAAGAAGAAGUCGCCGAAGAAGCGGGCGGACGCGCGCGAGCCCGAGCCCGAGCCCGAGCCGGAGGCGGCGGCCGCCGCCGUCGAGCCGCGGAGCCCGCAGCCCGCGGCGCCCGCGGCGCCCGCGGCGCCCGCGGGGCCGUCGAAGUGGUGGGUCGCGAGCCUGCUGCGGAAGCUCCAGGCCGCGGCGCGGGGCUUCGCGGCGCGCGCGCGCGCGGGCCGCGCCGCGGCCGAGCGGGCGGCCGCGCACCCCUGCGACGGCCACGCGCGGCGCGCGCCGCCGCGCGAGGACACGCGGACGCUCGUCGCGCACCUCGUCGAGCCCUUUGGCGACGACGGUGCGCGCGCGCGCGCGGUCUUCGCGUGGGUCGCGGACAACGUCGCCCACGAAACGCCGGCGCUCCUCGAGGAGGAGCACCCGGAGGCCGUGCUCCGCCGGGGCACGGCGGACGCCCUGGGCUACGCGAACGUGCUCAAGCACCUCCUCGACGUCGCGGGCAUCCCCUCCAUGGCGCUCCGGGGCCUGUGCAAGGACGCGCCGGCCGCGACGCUCGCGGCGCCCGCGAGGCACGCGUGGUCCGCGGUGCAGCUCGACGGCGACUGGCGGCUCUGCGACGCGUGCCUCGGCGCGGGGGUUCAGCGCGGCGGGUCCUGGGCGAAGCGCUUCGACGCGUACUGGUGGUCCGUGGACCCGGACAAGUUCCUCGCGAGCCACCUCCCGGACGCGCCGCUGCGCCACUGGCAGCUCGUGCCGCGGCCGCUCGUGGACCGCGCCGCCUGGGAGGACCUGCCGCGCGUGCACCACAGGGCAGGACAAGAGAGCGAAAUUCCCAACUUCAAAGCCUCAUAUCUCGGCCGUUUUCCACUCGUGCACCACGCCGCCGCGGACGCGCACGGCGUCGCGCUCGCGGCGCCGCUGGCCGCGCGCGUCGCGCACGGCGCGCCGGCGCCGUUCCGCGCGUCCUUCGACUGCCCGCCGGCCGUGGCCUUGAUCGCGCACGGCAGCUCGAGCGCUGGGAGCUCCGCGAGCUUGUUCGAGGAGCAGUUCAGCGUCACGAGGAAGUGGGCGUGGAGCAGCGAGUCCGGCAGGCUCGUCAGGUUGCAGUUCGACGUCUCCCAGAGCGUGAGCGACUUGAUCGUGCCGCCCGCGCCGCCGAGCUCGGGCGCCGCGUUGAGCGCGCGGUUCAUGUCCAACUUCAGCGUCUCGAGCUUGUUCAUCUUCUCGACGCUCGGCAGCAUGAUGAUGCCGUUCUGGUGGGCCUUGAUCUCGACCAUCUCCGUCCACUUGUCCGUGUUGGGCAGCGUCUUGAUCUUGUUGCCGCCGACGUUGAGCGCUCGCGCAGCACAAACGAUGAACUUCCUGCGGCGCGCCGCCGGCGCGGCGCCGGCGCCGGCGCUGAGCGAGACCGAGGAGAUCAUCGAGCGCAUCCUCAAGGCGCGCAACCACUUCGAGGUCAUGGAUAUUCCCGUCUGCCCCUGCGCGCCGGCCAUCGUCAAGAAGCUCUACCGGAAGUUGGCGCUCAAGGUGCACCCGGACAAGUGCUCGCACGCCGACGGCGAGCGCGCGUUCAAGCGGCUCAGCGAGGCGCACGAGGCGCUGAGCGACGAGCGCGCGCAGCGCGACGCGCUCGGCGCGGCGCGCGACGAGAAGAUGGCCCGCGACGCCGCGGGCGUGCGCCAGCGCAAGGCGGACAGCGAGGCCGCGCGCCGCGAGGCCGAGCGCGCCCGCGAGGCCGAGGCGGCGAAGCGCGCGUUCCAGCAGCGCCAGGACGACGAGAAGCGGCGGCGCGACAAGGCGGACGCGCGGGCCGCCAGGGCGGAGCGCGAGGAGCGGCGCAAGCGCGAGGCCGCGGAGGCCGAGGCGCGCGCGGCGCGCGAGCGAGACGCGCGCGAGCAGGCGGAGCGGGACGAGCGGCGGCGCGAGAAGAAGGCGCUGCAGCGCGCGAAGCGGCGGCUGCGCGCCGCGUUGGACGCGCUCGCGCCCGACGACGACGACGACGACGACGACGAGGGCUGCGCGCCGCCGCCCGUGUCGGCCGAGGACGUCGACGAGCUCUGCGCGCGGCUCGAGACGGCCGGGCUCGAGGAGGCGACGGCCUGGCUGCUGCGCGGCGACGACGGGUCCGCCGACGCGCUCCGGGACCUGGUGAAAAACACGCGCGCGGCGGCGGCGGCCGACGCGAAGCAGAAGGAGGACGAGGACGCGGCGCGGAGGGACGCGCGGCGCGCCGCGGCGGCCGCCGCGGCCGCGCGGCGGGCGCUCGACCUGCUCUGGGCGCCGCUGGAAGACGCGGCGCUGCUCCGGUCCGCGCGGAAGCUCGGCGCGCCCGCGCCGGAGACGCUGGCCAAGGCGAAGGGCCACGCGAAUCUGAACGCGAACUGGAACGCCGUCGCCGACCUCUACAACACGUCGCUCGCGAACGACAAGCGCGACCCGGACGCGCCGGACCACAAGCACCGGAGCGCCGACGAGUGCAAAGCCCGCUUCAAGGAGUUCGUCAAGGCCGCGUCCGCGAAGGCGCGGCCCGCGGCGCCCGCGCCGGCGGCGGACGCGGACGACCGCUGGUCCCUCGCGCAGCAGCGCGCGCUCGAGGCCGCGCUCGUCGAGUUCCCCGCCGGGGACUUCAAGGAGAACCCCAAGGACCGGUGGCGGGCCAUCGCGGGCGGCGUCGACGGCAAGACGGCCAAGCUCUGCUUGUUGAGGUACAAGGCCCUCGCCGCCGCCGUGAAGGCGAAGCAGGGGGCCUAA